Molecule: messenger RNA, 702 nt
Organism: Rotaria sordida
Lineage: Eukaryota; Metazoa; Rotifera; Eurotatoria; Philodinida; Philodinidae
Source: the annotation of a GenBank genome assembly
AUGACGGAAAUAAUGGAUUUAUCUCAAUUACCUGAUCAAAUCAAAGAUUAUAUAUCUAAGUUACAGAAUGAGAAUCAUCAAUAUAUGAAUGAAUUACAAUCAUUACAAACUCAAUUAAAUAAUUUAACAGCUGUUAUAGACUUUGCUGAUUCAACUAAAAUAGCUGAAAUAGCUGAUUUAAAACAAAGACAUCAACAAGAACUUGCAACAAUUAAUAUAUUAAUGGAAGAAACAGUUCGUGAUCGUGUUGAUGAUAUACGAGGAAAAUAUGAAACUGAAUUAAAUAUAUUAAGACGUAAACUUGAAAUAUUACAACAAGAAAAUCAUGAAUUAAGAUCAAAAGUUGCUGAUGAAAAAGAUAGUGUAUUAACAACAAUAUCACGAUCAUUACGUGAUAAAUUAACAUUAAAUCAACCAACAAUAGCACAAGAAAAUGAAAAUCUUGAAGAAGAUAUGAGAAAAGCACAAGAAAGUACAUUAAUGCUUAAAUCAGUUAUUAUUCCACUUGAAGCCGAAAUUACUCAACUUAAAACUUUAUUAAAACAAGCAAAAGACAAAAUUGCAGAACUUGAAGAAUUACCUCGUGAAGUGAAAAUAUUAUUUUCAUCAAAUGAACAAGAUUAUGAUCAAGUUUCAGUAAGUACUUUAAUUUUUUUUUUCUACUGUUUAUUUAUUCUAAAAUUUAAAAUUCCCAUGAAAUAA